Eruca vesicaria subsp. sativa (arugula) is the source of this 2930-nucleotide messenger RNA. NCBI's taxonomy places the organism in Eukaryota, Viridiplantae, Streptophyta, Magnoliopsida, Brassicales, Brassicaceae. The record is from the annotation of a GenBank genome assembly.
CUAUAAAUCAUAAUGUAAUUCAACUCUAAUACUAUAUGUCACCAGUCGGAGCCUUAGAACGUCAAUCAUUGCCUUCGGUUCCUCCGCUCGCUCUCAGAUUCCUCUUAAACGCAUAAAAGAACAAGACCGCGUCUCCAAAACGCAUCUUCCGAAUCUCCGACAAUGGCUCUCCAAGCCACUUCUACUACCUUCUCCUUCUCCGCUCCUACUCUCCGACCAACUCGUGACUCAUUCACUUCAAAACGUCGCAUCUCCAUCAAAGCUUCUUCAGGACUCUCUUCUCCUCCCCUCCUCUCUCUUUCACGAUCUAAUCUCAAAGGAAGAGCCUUUGCUACUGAUGGGUCAACGCAAGAGUCACCUUCUGUGGUGUGUUUCGGAGAAAUGCUAAUAGAUUUCGUACCAACAACAAGCGGGCUUUCUUUGGCCCAAGCACCAGCUUUCAAAAAGGCUCCAGGUGGCGCCCCUGCUAAUGUUGCUGUUGGUAUCGCUCGUCUCGGUGGUUCUUCAGCUUUCAUUGGCAAGGUUGGUGAAGAUGAGUUUGGUUAUAUGCUUGCAAAUAUCCUCAAGGAUAACAAUGUGAACAGUGAAGGCAUGCGUUUUGAUCCUGGAGCCAGAACUGCUUUAGCUUUUGUCACUUUGACUAAUGAAGGCGAGCGUGAGUUCAUGUUUUAUAGGAAUCCUAGUGCUGACAUGUUGUUAGAAGAGUCUGAGCUUGAUUUGGAUUUGAUUAAGAAGGCGAAGAUAUUCCAUUACGGUUCAAUAAGUCUGAUCACAGAACCGUGCAAGUCAGCUCACAAAGCUGCAGCAAAGGCUGCUAAGGAUGCUGGUGUGAUUCUUUCGUAUGACCCUAACCUUAGGCUCCCCUUGUGGCCUUCUGCAGACAAUGCUAGAGAUGAAAUUCUCAGCAUUUGGGAUACUGCUGAUAUCAUUAAGAUUAGUGAAGAGGAGAUUGAGUUUCUAACGAAAGGAGAAGAUCCUUAUGAUGAUUCUGUCGUCAGGAAGUUGUUCCAUCCUAAGCUGAAACUACUCCUCGUCACUGAAGGUCCUGAAGGCUGUCGCUACUACACAAAGGAUUUUAGCGGGAGAGUACAUGGAUUAAAGGUGGAAGUAGUGGACACGACAGGUGCUGGGGAUGCGUUUGUUGCCGGAAUAUUAUCUCAACUAGCAUGUGAUCUCUCUUUGCUUCAGGACGAAGAAAGACUGAGAGAGGCUCUAAUGUUUGCGAAUGCGUGUGGUGCCUUAACCGUAAAAGAGAGAGGUGCAAUACCGGCACUUCCUACGAAAGAAGCUGUACUUGAGGCCCUACUCAAAGUCGUCGUCUAAAAUCAAAAACAAAAUGAGAAAGCAGAUUCAGAUUUUUGUUCCUCAAAUCUGUAUUUGUUGUUUGUUUGUAACAUAGCUAUACGUUAUUAGUGUAUUCUCACAUUGUUAGUAUGCUAGCAACUAACCAAACUAGCAUGUUUUGUCAAGUUAAGAGAAUUUUUAAUGCUAUUUCUUCAUUUACUUAAUCGGCAGUUUAGAUGGUAAUACAGAAAGAAGCAAACCAGAGACAAAGAAUCACAUAUCAGAAACAGCCCCAAAGGUAGUUAAGCUCCUCUCUCCGUUGCUUUGGUCUUGUUAAACAUUUGCUACUUCUGUCAACUCCGUCAAAACGUCUUCCUGGUUUGGUUCGAUUAGCACUAGAUUCUUUCAUCAUCUCGUCUUCCUCUAGAUCCACAAGAGAUGAUGCCUUUUCCUUACUUAACCAAAACGGUAGAAUCAAAUCUAAAACCAGUUUCAGUUUUUCAUGUAAAAGAAUAAUGACAGGAAGAAAUGUACCACUAAAUAUUGCGGUUAUUUGCUCCUGUCAUCUUCUUCCUGAAACCAAGCUUUUGAUGUUUUUGAGAUCGAAGUAGAGGAAGAGCCAACUCCAACAACAAUACGUAUGUUUGUCCCCUUCAAGAUUCUCUUCAUAUGUACACUCGCCUAUGUUAGUCUCAUCUUCAGAGACUUCAGACUCAUAUAUCUCAGAUUCAUAGCUCCCUUCUUCUUCGAUGCUUUGUUUGGUCCAUAUCUGAGCACCACAUUCAAUAAUGUCGAAGUCGUGGAAAAUGCUGCUGAACUCGAACACUAUCUCUCUGCUGCUUACUUCCAUGUCUUCGAUAUAAUCCUCUUGGAGGAAGUCAGAGUAAAAUAUAAAGAGAUGUUCCGUCAGUAAUCUUGGAAUGGCGUAAACGUAGUCCUCAAUGGGGAGACGUAACCCUCCUUUGGCUUUGGUCCUACACAACAGUUUUGGAAUCCUGUUUUCUUUGGCUUGAUCGUUUGGUGAAACGACAAGACAAACCUUAAACCUGGAGAGAGCAGAGAGGGGGUUGUUACAAGUGGAUUGAAUAGUCAAGCAGUUGCCUCUGGCUCGGUGAUCAAACACUUCAGGUACCUCACUUCCAGGUAAGAGAGCUGAACCAUGAAGGAAUAAUGAUUGUGGGAUAAUGUCUCUUUCCCCCAAUGUGAAGCAGUUGUUGAAACUGAGCAUCGCUUUGGGAAUGUCAAAAGGGCGUACUAGGAUCUCCAGUGAUUGAUAAUCUUCUGCACGUAGGAAUGUGAGUGAACCAGGGAGCUCUCUCAGUUCUUCGAGUAGUCUGCAGCUAUGUAAAUCAAGUUGUGUCAACCCGUGAAGAGCCUUGAUGGAAUAUGGAAUCUUUUUAACAUCAGUAUAUCUUAAGGCUACUUCUGUUACACUCUUUUGAAGAUGUGUUAUCUCUCUAAGCAUUCCAACACUUUCCCUUCUAGGAGAGCUUAGGCCGGUGCGCAGCACAACUGAUGCAGGCACAUCUUCUAACUCCGGUUUCUUUAUGUGCGUUGAGAUAACUGGAAUGUUCUUCGAUUUCGAGAAACCUCUCAUGAAGAUGUAUUCGAGGGAUGUCAAGCUCAGGUGAGCUGGAAUGGCUUGA